CACACACACACACACACACACACACACACACACACCACGCGCGCGCACGCGCGCGCGCAAACACUUGCCGGAGACAAACUUAAGGUGAGGGCAAAGAGCUCUAGCUUCACUUGAUCUCCAGGCUCCAACUUCAGCAGGACUUGAAAGCAUCUGAACUCCUGGAUUUCAGAACAAGUGGAGAAGAUUCUUUGGGCUACAAAGAUGAAGAGUCUACUUCUUCUGGUGCUGAUUUCAACCUGCUGGGCUGAUCAUCCUUCAGACAACUAUACUCUAGAUCAUGGCAGAGUUAUUCACAUCCAAGAAAAUGGCCCCCAUCUACUCGUGGAAGCAGAACAAGCCAAGGUGUUCUCCCACAGAGGUGGCAAUGUUACACUGCCAUGUAAAUUUUAUCGAGACCCUACAACGUUUGGCUCAGGAACCCACAAAAUUCGAAUUAAGUGGACCAAGCUCACUUCAGAUUACCUCAAGGAAGUGGACGUUUUUGUUUCCAUGGGAUACCACAAGAAAGCCUAUGGAGGCUACCAGGGUAGAGUGUUUCUGAAGGGAGGCAGUGAUAACGAUGCUUCUUUGGUGAUCACAGACCUCACCCUGGAGGAUUAUGGCAGAUAUAAGUGUGAGGUGAUUGAAGGAUUAGAAGAUGAUACUGCUGUGGUAGCGUUAGAUUUACAAGGUGUGGUAUUUCCUUACUUUCCACGACUAGGGCGCUACAAUCUCAAUUUCCACGAGGCACAGCAGGCUUGCCUGGACCAGGAUGCUGUGAUCGCCUCCUUCGACCAGCUGUAUGAUGCCUGGCGGGGAGGGCUAGAUUGGUGCAAUGCCGGCUGGCUCAGUGAUGGCUCUGUGCAAUACCCCAUCACCAAGCCCAGAGAGCCCUGCGGAGGCCAGAACACGGUGCCUGGUGUCAGGAACUAUGGGUUUUGGGAUAAAGAUAAGAGCAGAUAUGAUGUGUUCUGUUUUACAUCCAACUUCAAUGGCCGUUUUUACUACCUGAUCCACCCCACCAAGCUGACCUAUGAUGAAGCGGUGCAAGCUUGUCUCAAUGAUGGUGCUCAGAUUGCAAAAGUGGGCCAGAUAUUCGCUGCUUGGAAACUGCUGGGUUAUGACCGCUGCGAUGCGGGCUGGUUGGCGGAUGGCAGUGUCCGCUAUCCCAUCUCUAGGCCAAGAAGGCGCUGCAGUCCCACUGAGGCUGCGGUGCGCUUCGUGGGUUUCCCAGAUAAAAAGCAUAAGCUGUAUGGUGUCUACUGCUUCAGAGCAUACAACUGAGCGUGCGCCUUAGAGCACGUCAGGUUUCGAGUCAUUAAGAACAUGUGAAAGGUUUUUUUUUCAAUACGAACUCAUGCAAGUUACCAAAACUGUGAUAACCGUUUUUUACUUACUGUAAAGAGUCAUUUUCAUAAAGAUCAAUUCAUUAAUUUGUUUUUGUAAAGCUAUCAUUCAAUAUAUAUUAUAAAUUAAUAUAAUGUUAAGGGAAGUGCUACAUAAGGAGGCUUUAGAGAGUCAAACUAUUUAGGCUACAUCAUCCCAACGAAGUAUCCUUUCAUGAGCAGGGCAUGCAAUAGUUUGAGGAUUGCUAGGAUUAAAUUAAGGGAAGGAAAGCUACUCAGAGCAGCAGCUUCCACAAGCACAAAUUUUACACAUUUGUACGAUUUUGAAAUGCACUACAAUAAACAAACUAGAGCAACAGAUUUGAAAUACAGGCUUCUUUACAUAAACAGAUUCUGAGAGGCUGCACAAAACUCAGUUUCACAAGGGAAUAAUCUACUCUUUUCUAAAAGUUAAUAUUUCAAGUCACUAAUAGAAUAUUUUACUCUUUAAAAUCCUGCCUUUUUGACCAAAAAAAAAAAAAAAAGAAAGAAAAAUUCAUAUGGACUCCAAUGCAUAAUAACAAGCACAGUUAAAACUCCUUAAUAACCCCAUUUAUAUGAAGUAUGAAACAUAAAUAAGCAGAUAAUAUUUAACCAAUAAGAGACUCUUACCUUCUAAUUAAAAUUACACAUGCUUAAAAAGAAUUGUUUUAUCUUUUGAGUAGCUUUACUGAGUUAUAUUUAAAUUCUAAGGGUCAUUUGCUAAGCAGCAUUUAGCAUCUACUCAGGGCAGUUAUAUAGAUAAACUGCUGGACAGAAAAAUUGUAAAAUUUAGCAGCUUAAUUUUAUGUUAGCCUACAAAAUCUUAUUGUCCUAUAAAAAAAAACUUUAAACUAUUUAAUAUUUCCUUCUUAUUUACAUUACAUUGAAAAAUUUAAAUCAUAAAAAAGAAAUAAACAACUACAUAUUUGCCUAACCAAGAAAUAAGGUCCCAACUUUCAAAAUUCUUUUUAUUUCCUAUUUGUAUAUACACUAGCCCAACUGGUGCCUGUGUUUGGGGGGAAAAGGCAACAAAGUAGUUCUAAACCUUCCUCUAGAUAGAAAAUGUGGUCAAUGUUGUCACUUUCUUUGCUGGUCACCACUAGGCAUAAAUGAAACACUGAAGCUGUCAUCAAAGAGUUUACACUAAAACCUUCAGUAAGUGAAAAGGUGAGUCCAGCUUCAGAAAAACAACUUUCACAUUAGCAGCUCCAAUUUUAAAUAAACCUCUGUAUUCCUGUAUUUUUAUGACUCUUGAGACCCCACAGGGACCAAUAUUUGUAUUCAAAUUACAUUUCAUGGUUUCCCAUUGUUUCACAAUAAGGUCUAAUAAAUGGGAUUUAGUAUAAUAAUCCAAGUAUGACAUAGCUGGUUUGCUUUCAUGAAUGUUUUUAUGUAGAUUUUCCUCCCAUGAACAUGAGUAAAUAAAUCUGUUUCCUGAAUUGAUUGUGGUUGCAUUUAAAGCUCUGUAAUAAUCCUAAUAAAUUUACUUUCUAAAUGUAGAGUUACAUGUGUGGAAGGUAUAGAACAAUUGGAAGUUGAUGAAACCAUAACUAUAUUCAUACAUUACCUAGACAAAAUAUUGUAAAUAAAAAUAGAUUGCUUCUUUUAUCAAAAGCAUACCUGGAAAUUUUUAGAUGCUUUAAUAUUAAAAGAUGACAAUGUAUGCAUGCACAUUUUUACAUUAGGCUAGAUAUGCAAAUUGUACAAAAAUAUAAAUCCAAAGAGAUUGUGAGAUUUAACUCAAACACUGCUGAUACAAAUAGAACUCGAACUUUUAAAUUAAAAAUACCUGAAUGGUCUAGAGUAAGAUGAAUAUAUUAUUUAAAGAGGGGACUAUCUCCAAAAGAGUGACUCUAAUGCCUCAAAUAUGGGGGUUAGCUCAUUGGAGGAAGCCCAUACUUGAACAAUUAUUACCCACGUUACAAAAAUUGUAUUGGAAAUGCAAGUGGAAACAAAUUUCUUUUGAAGCAGAUGUAUAAUUUUCAGUUAUUGCUACAGAACUCUACCUUUAUAACGUUAAGUAUAGUAGCAUUUCUUAACUUUUGAAUACUUACUAGUAUAGCAAUUGGUGCUGAUCAAAAACUCUGGACUGACUGUUAGCUGAUUAAAAUCUAUACUAAUUGCACACCAUUUUUCCAUGCUUGUAAAAAAAAAAAAACUAAAAAAAAAAAAAAAGAAUACUGCCAGGCAGAAUUUUUAUCUUCUGACUUCCCCUAAAGGAUGAUAAUCCCGUUACCCCUUUGGACUUCUACUUGAAUAAGUUUUUGUUUUUUUUUAAUUUUAUCAUUUUGCCAUUUUUCCACCAAAUGUCUAUUUUCUUCCUUCAUUCCCCAAGAUAUCUCACUGAGGAUGUCAGAAAAUAAAAGUUUUCUAACAGAGUGUCAGCACAAUACAGGCUAAUUCAGAAAUUGUUCCUCAGACUUGGGGCUCAAGAGUAUCAGAGGGGUAAGAUGGGAGUCUGGGUUAAGAAAUCUUAUUUUGAUUAUUUUGUCCAUAAUUAAUUAACACUUGUGGCACAUAUAAGGAACAAAUAUUAUCUGCAAGUUUCACCAAGACACUUACAUUUGAAAACCCAAUCAAUAAGAAGAAAUAAUUCAUAUAAAAAGAAUAGGAAUGGAAACAAAUUUAUCACAUUAACACUGGACACCAUCUUUUAAUGACUGCUGCCAUAUUUUAUCACAGUAAUUUUUAGUCAAAUAUGGUAUUUGUAAAUUUAAACUUUCUCUCAUAGAAAGGGGGCCGGUACCUGUUAAAGUUUUAUUUUAUGCAAUAAUAUAGUUGCUCAUUAUUAUGGCAAUUAGAAGUAGAAUCAAAGGAGAUUCCAAUUUGGUUGCUGGCAGCCAUACUAGGUUUCUUGAUUUCAGUGCUCCAAAGAAUAUGGUGGUCUCAUGGUGUAGCUGACCACUAAGAAUGGGAGGGUUAAAAAGGAAUUGCUAUCAGUUUUUAGCAUAGAAUGCAUCAAGAAUGAUCAAUGGAUAACUGACAGUUUUGUUGAGAAGUUAACUGUAUCAUAGCUCACUACUGCCAGAGCAGCAAUGAUGUACAACAAAAGAAAUAAAACAUACAAAAAGUCACUAAGCCACGUGAUUAUAAGAAAAUCAGUAUUUAAAUGCAUUUAAUACCUAUUGAGUACAAAUCUGAGAAAAAGAACCAAUCUGUAUUACAAGAAAAACAAACAAAAAAUGUUUUCAUUUUCUGUAAGACACAAUGAACUGGUAAACAUUAAAAGUCAAUUUUGUGUUACUGCAGUAUCUUUUGAUU
Hipposideros armiger (great roundleaf bat) is the source of this 4607-nucleotide messenger RNA. RefSeq names its product hyaluronan and proteoglycan link protein 1 (gene HAPLN1). The transcript has 5 exons. The coding region runs from base 202 to 1263 and encodes 353 amino acids. Gene Ontology annotation, biological process: central nervous system development; positive regulation of neuroblast proliferation; skeletal system development. Lineage: Eukaryota; Metazoa; Chordata; Mammalia; Chiroptera; Hipposideridae. Gene Ontology annotation, cellular component: perineuronal net; synapse. Gene Ontology annotation, molecular function: hyaluronic acid binding. The record is from RefSeq and is a predicted model, not a curated record.